AUGCGGUUCGCAGCGACCUCUGUCAUUUGCUUGUCAUGGGCUCUGUCGAGUCUCCAACACGUCUCGGCCGCCGCCUUGACCUCAAGAGUCGACGACCAGCAAUGCCGCAAGACGACUGUUGCCAUCCUGGGUGCUGGCGUGGCCGGAAUCACCGCCGCCCAGGCCCUCUCCAACCAGUCCAUCUCCGACUUCGUUAUCAUUGAGCAUAAUUCGUAUAUCGGAGGCCGUGUCGCUCACACAACCUUCGGUUCCAAACCGGACGGUUCUCCCUAUGUCGUCGAGCUAGGCGCCAACUGGAUCCAGGGACUCGGUUCCGAAGGGGGUCCGGAGAACCCCAUUUGGACCAUGGGGAAGAAGUACAACGUCACAAACACCUACUCCAACUACAGCUCCAUCCUGACUUACAAUGAGACCGGAGCUGUUGACUUCACCGACCUUCUGGACGAAUUUGAGGAUGCUUACGCCAUCGCCGAGCAGAACGCCGGUUACAUCGUGACCGACAAUCUCCAGGAUACGAGCGUCCGGGCAGGUUUCAGCCUUGCCGGAUGGAAGCCGAAGAAGAACAUGGCCGCCCAGGCCGUCGAGUGGUGGGAAUGGGACUGGGAGACGGCUUACGAGCCUGAGCAAAGCGGUUUCGCGGCCGGAAUCUGGGGCUACAACGCAUCCUUUUACCAAUUCAGCGAGGCCAACAACUUCGUCAUCGACCAGCGCGGCUUCAAUGCUUUCGUCAUCGGAGAGGCAAACACCUUUCUCAAGAAGAACGACUCUCGCCUGCUGCUGAACACGACCGUAACGGACAUCAAAUACUCCUCAGAUGGCGUCACGGUGUACAAUGCCGACGGAAGUUGCGUCUCUGCCGCUUACGCCAUCUGCACCUUCUCCCUCGGUGUUCUGCAGAACGACGUCGUUACUUUCGAGCCCGAGCUGCCGGACUGGAAGCAGGAUGCAAUCGAAAACUUCCAAAUGGGCACCUACACCAAGAUCUUCAUGCAGUUCAACGAGACAUUCUGGGACACGGAUACCCAGUUUUUCCUCUACGCUGAUCCGGAACAGCGUGGAUACUACCCUGUAUGGCAAUCGCUCGACACUGAAGGCUUCAUUCCCGGCAGCGGAAUUAUAUUUGCCACUGUCGUCAACGAUGAAUCGUAUCGUAUCGAAGCCCAGACGGUCGAGAAGACGACGGCGGAGCUGAUGGAGGUGCUGCGCGACAUGUUCCCCGACAAGGAGAUUCCCGAGCCCAUGGAUGUCAUGUAUCCGCGCUGGAGCCUGCAGCCCUGGGCGCAUGGAUCCUACUCAAACUGGCCGGUUGGAACCACGCUCGAAAAACACCAGAACCUGCGGGCCAACGUGGACAGGCUGUGGUUUGCCGGAGAGGCCAACUCGGCCGAGUACUUUGGCUUCUUGCACGGCGCGUGGUUCGAGGGCCGAGACGUCGGACAGCGCAUCGCCGGCCUGGUUGGGAAGGUGUGCACCAAUUCAGAUGCUGAGGGGAACACUACGGAUGCUUGUGGGAUGAUGAGGAACUACGAGGUGCUGCACGGUACCACGUCGUACGAUGAGUACGACCUCGAGAAUGGGAUCAUGGUUAGCCCGUUUGUCGUCUACGCCGAUGAUGAGUAG
Messenger RNA from Diplodia corticola, 1620 nucleotides. Its product is annotated as polyamine oxidase. Gene Ontology annotation, molecular function: oxidoreductase activity. Bases 1 to 1620 code for a protein of 539 amino acids. Lineage: Eukaryota; Fungi; Ascomycota; Dothideomycetes; Botryosphaeriales; Botryosphaeriaceae. The record is from RefSeq and is a predicted model, not a curated record. The transcript is spliced from 2 exons.